This is a messenger RNA of Nomascus leucogenys (northern white-cheeked gibbon), 2021 nucleotides long. RefSeq names its product transmembrane protein 51 (gene TMEM51). NCBI's taxonomy places the organism in Eukaryota, Metazoa, Chordata, Mammalia, Primates, Hylobatidae. The record is from RefSeq and is a predicted model, not a curated record.
AGUCCUCGGCUCGAUCCUGUGACGCCUGCCAGCUGCCUAUCGGCUUCUCAGUGUUUGAACUUCAAAGGGCUGGACGCUCACCCAAGAAGGGGACCCCGGCCUGACCUCUCUCGGAAUUCAAAAAAAUCUAAGGUUGAGAGAGGGAAUGGGAGGUGGCUCUUCCCUCUGUGUUUAGAAUCCACGUUUUUUUUGGCGGUCUGGCUGAAACCAGCCCACCCUAGUUCGGGCACCAGAGCAACGCGGUUCCGAGGGCAAAUCUCCAAGGGGCGGAGGCAGAGCCGCGGGUGGAUCUUUAACUCAAGACUCUAGCAUGAAGAGUUGCUUUCUGGCCUGCCCUGAGUCUCCUCAAGUAACAAUAGGCCCUUCUGCCGCAGCCAUCCACACGGGAGGCCUCGCGAUUGCUCGGAACCAUCCCGCAGGAGUUCAGCUGAUAUUUUUCUAGUGUGGGGCGAGAGAUUUUGUGGAGUGCAUUUAAGGGGUUUUUGUUGUGACUGCUGCUUUUUAUAUAUUUAUUUUCUUUCUUGGAACUGGGCCUCGCCCUCCUCCCACGGAUAUGAUGGCCCAGUCCAAGGCCAACGGCUCUCACUAUGCGCUGACCGCCAUCGGCCUGGGGAUGCUGGUCCUUGGGGUGAUCAUGGCCAUGUGGAACCUGGUACCCGGCUUCAGCGCGGCCGAGAAGCCAACGGCUCAGGGCAGCAACAAGACCGAGGUGGGUGGUGGCAUCCUCAAGAGCAAGACCUUCUCUGUGGCCUACGUGCUGGUCGGGGCCGGGGUGAUGCUGCUGCUGCUUUCCAUCUGCCUGAGUAUCAGGGACAAGAGGAAGCAGCGGCAGGGCGAGGACCUGGCCCAUGUCCAGCACCCGACAGGCGCUGGGCCUCACGCCCAGGAGGAAGACAGUCAGGAGGAAGAAGAGGAGGAUGAGGAGGCUGCCUCAAGGUACUAUGUCCCCAGCUACGAGGAAGUGAUGAACACAAACUACUCAGAAGCAAGGGGAGAGGAGCAGAACCCGAGGUUGAGCAUCUCUCUCCCAUCCUAUGAGUCACUGACGGGGCUUGACGAGACCACCCCCACAUCCACCAGGGCUGACGUGGAGGCCAGCCCUGAGAACCCCCCUGACAGGCAGAACUCUAAGUUGGCCAAACGACUGAAACCGCUGAAAGUUCGAAGGAUUAAAUCUGAAAAGCUUCACCUCAAAGACUUUAGGAUCAACCUCCCGGACAAAAACGUCCCUCCUCCCUCGAUAGAGCCUUUGACUCCUCCACCGCAGUACGAUGAAGUCCAGGAGAAGGCCCCCGACACCCGGCCGCCCGACUGAAUGGCCCCACUUGAGCCACGCUCCCUCCUGUCUCUCACACCUUUCGACCCCAAGACUCUAACAAAGCCACGUGAGCCACGGUUGAGAAGCGGAGGGGCCAGCUGUGCAUGGAGCCAUUUGGAUGGUGGGGGGGAUUCUGUGUAUCGGGAGUGACUUUGUUGCCCCACACAGCCUCCUGCUGCAGGUGCUUUGGAAAGAGAUGCUGCCUUGGAGCUGGUGAAUCUGUGGACCACACUCAAGGGUGUGGCACAGGCAUCUUCCCAUCCUCUUCACUCCGAAUCACAGGCGACACAUUCUCCUUUCCAGCUAGGAAAGGGUUCCUCGCGGCUGGUUUAGAUUGCAGUUGUUUGUUUUGCUUCUACUAAGACUGUUUUGUUUCAAAAAGGAAACAAGUUUUGUGUUUGCUGUCUACGCUGGAGUCCUGAACUGUGGGUAGGAAAUACGACCUGGCUUUGUAGAAAGGACACAGGGCUGUUUUAUGAACUAAGCGGUGAGGCUCAGGUGGCGGCUCUCGCAGAGCCCCUGAUGCUGUUGUUCUUUGAGGGCUUAAGGCCUGAUGAACUUAGGCACAUGAUGCAUAAUGGUACACUUAACUAGUCUCUUCUGUGUAACAGCCAAAAAGAAAAGAAAACUGUAGGAAAUGUUCUGUUCUUUUUGAAAUGCCAUGCAAUGGAGCUUUUUGUAAUAAAAUAUUUUAUAUGUAGUA